Messenger RNA from Pteronotus mesoamericanus, 1971 nucleotides. It is a transcript of the gene MPL, whose product is annotated as MPL proto-oncogene, thrombopoietin receptor. The record is from RefSeq and is a predicted model, not a curated record. NCBI's taxonomy places the organism in Eukaryota, Metazoa, Chordata, Mammalia, Chiroptera, Mormoopidae. Gene Ontology annotation, molecular function: thrombopoietin receptor activity; protein binding. The coding region runs from base 1 to 1971 and encodes 656 amino acids. The transcript is spliced from 12 exons. Gene Ontology annotation, cellular component: external side of plasma membrane; membrane. Gene Ontology annotation, biological process: thrombopoietin-mediated signaling pathway.
AUGCCCUCCUGGACCCUCUUGGUGGUCACCUCCUGCCUCCUCCUGGCCCCCCAAAACCUGGCACAAGUCACCAGCCAAGGACCCAGAGCCCCACUCACCAGCUGUUUCUCAGAUGCCUCCGUGCUGGCCUCGGACUCAAAGCCCCUGAACUGUUUUUCUCAAACAUUUGAGGACCUCACUUGCUUCUGGGAUGAGGAAGAGGCAGCGCCCAGUGGAACAUACCAGCUGCUGUAUGCCUACCCAGGGGAGGAGCCCCGUGCCUGCCCCCUGAGUUCCCAGAGUGUGCUCCCCUUUGGAACUCGGUAUGUGUGCCAGUUUCCAGCCCAAGAUGAAGUUCGUCUCUUCUUCCCACUGCAUCUCUGGGUGAAGAAUGUGUUCCUGAAACAGAACGUGACCCAGCGGGUGCUCUUUGUGGAUAGCGUGGGCCUACCAGCUCCCCCCAAUAUCAUCAAGACCACGAGCGGAAGACAACCAGGGGAACUUCAGAUCAGCUGGAAGGCCCCAGCUCCCGAAAUCAGUGAUUUCCUGAGGCACGAACUCCGCUAUGGUCCCAAGGAUGCCAGGAACUCCACUGAUCCCACAGUCUUGCAGUUACUGUCCACAGAAACCUGCUGCCCAUCUCUGCGGAGGCCAAUCCCCGCCCCAGCUCUGGACCAUCCUGCAUGUGCACAGCCCAUGAUGUCCCAACAGUAUGGACCAGCGCAGACCUCCCCAACUAGAGAAGCCCCAUCUCUGACAGUGGUGAGUGGAAGCUGCCUCAUCUCAGGGCUCCAGCCUGGGAAGUCCUACUGGGUCCAGCUGCGCAGCCAACCUGAUGGGGUCUCCCUCCAUGGCUCCUGGGGACCCUGGUCUCCCCCUUCAACCGUGGACCUGCCUAGAGAUGCAGUGGAAAUUGGACUGCAGUGCUUUACCCUGGACUUGAAGAAUGUCACCUGUCAGUGGCAGCAACAGGACCAUGCUAGCUCCCAAGGCUUCUUCUAUCACAGCAGGCCGUGGUGCUGCCCCAGAGACAGGGACCCCAUCUGGGAGAAGUGUGAAGAGGAAGAGAAAAAUCCAGGAUUACAAUCCUCCCAGUUCUCCCGCUGCCACUUCAAGUCACAAAAUGACAGUGUUAUUCACAUCCUUGUGGAGGUGACCACAGCCCAGGGUGCUUUUCACAGCUACCUAGGCUCUCCUUUCUGGAUCCAUCAGGCUGUGCUCAUCCCCACUCCAGACUUGCACUGGAGGGAGGUCUCCAGUGGGCAGCUGGAAUUGGAAUGGCAGCACCCAUCAUCCUGGGCAGCCCAAGAGACCUGCUAUCAGCUCCGAUACACAGGAGAAGGCCAUCAGGACUGGAAGGUGCUGGAGCCACCUCUCGGGGCCCACGGAGUGAUCUUGGAGCUGCGCCCGCGCUCCCGCUACCGUUUACAGCUGCGCGCCAGGCUCCACGGCCCUACCUACCAAGGUCCCUGGAGCGCCUGGUCUGACCCAGCGCGGGUAGAGACCGCCUCCGAGACAGCCUGGAUCUCCUUGGUGACCGCUCUGCUCCUGGUACUAGGCCUCAGCGCUCUCCUGGGCCUCCUGCUGCUGAGGUGGCAGUUUCCUGCGCACUACAGGAGCCUGAGGCAUGCCCUGUGGCCUUCGCUCCCAGACCUACACCGGGUCCUAGGCCAGUACCUUAGGGAUGCUGCAGCCCUGAGUCCGCCCAAGGCUGCAGUCUCAGAUGUCUGUGAGGAAGUGGAACCCAGCCUCCUUGAAAUUCUACCUAAGUCUUCAGAGAAGACUCCCUUGCCCCUAUGUUCCUCCCAGGUCCAGGUGGACUACCGAGGAUUGCAGUCCUCUUGCCUGGGGACCAUGGCCCUGUCUGUGUGCCCACCUAUGGCUGAGUCAGGGUCCUACUGCACCACUCACAUUGCCAACCAUUCCUACUUACCAUUGACCUGUUGGCAGGCCCCUCACUCCCAGUACCCUGGACAGAUCCAAACCCUCUAG